Messenger RNA from Enterobius vermicularis (human pinworm), 315 nucleotides. Lineage: Eukaryota; Metazoa; Nematoda; Chromadorea; Rhabditida; Oxyuridae. The record is from the annotation of a GenBank genome assembly.
AUGACUGGCGACAAAAGUUUAAGAAAGUUAACUCGUAAAGAAGUUGAAGAACAUAACAGUACAAAGAGUAGUUGGAUUGUUAUUGGUAACAAAGUAUAUGAUGUUACAGAAUUUUUGGAUGAGCAUCCUGGUGGUUGUGAAGUACUCCUUGAGUUAGCUGGUGGGGACGCUACAGAAAACUUUGAAGAUGUUGGCCACUCAACAGAUGCACAGGAGAUGCGGGAAACCUAUUUAGUUGGAGAAAUUGAAAAGGAUGAAAAGCAGACAUAUUCUCCUAGUAAAAAAGAGCAACCAGCACCAUCAACUAUAGAGUAA